Messenger RNA from Blepharisma stoltei, 528 nucleotides. NCBI's taxonomy places the organism in Eukaryota, Ciliophora, Heterotrichea, Heterotrichida, Blepharismidae. The record is from the annotation of a GenBank genome assembly.
AUGUUUUUCAUUCUAAGUCUCAAGAAGAACCUAAAACUAACCCCAGAAUACCUCGGCAAAAGAAUCAACAAGCACCUCGCUAACCUCCUCAACAGUGCAGUUGAAGGCUCAUUCGACACAAAAUUCGGCUAUAUCGUAAAAGUGCUCAAACAUGAAAAAAUUGGUGAAGGGAAGGUUCAGGACUCCAGCGGCGACGUUUUGUUCCCACUCUUAUACAAAGCUUUGGUCUUUAUGCCUUAUAAAGGUGAAGUCGUUGACGCCAUGGUGAGUCAAGUCAUGGAAGUUGGCUUCACAGCCACACUGGGACCAAUGAGCAUGUUUGUGGCGGCACAAAAUAUAGCUGCAGAUUACUAUUUGGAGCCAGAAGCUAGACCUCACCCUAGAUGGGUCAAUAAAACAGAUCCUUCAAAAACAAUUCAAGUAGGCGGCGAUGUAAGACUGAGAAUUAUGUCUGUAAGAGUCAAUGGAAAUGAAAUGAUGGGGGUUUGUGAAAUGAGUGAAGCUUAUCUAGGACCAAUUACAGUUUAA